UAGUGAAAUAGUUUAAUUUUAUGUUGAUUUAAAUAAGUAGUGAUAAUUAUUUUAAAAUGCAGCAGGGAGAUGAUCCCCCCUUUUUACAAGUGGGUACAGAAGUUAGUGCAAAAUAUAAAGGUGCAUUUUGUGAAGCCAAAGUUAGAAAAGUGGUUAGAAACAUUAAAUGCAAGGUAACUUUCAAGCAAGGAUUGGGAUCAUUAACAGUAACUGAUGAACAAAUUAAAGGAAUUUUACGAGUUGGAGGUAUUGUUGAAGCUCGGCACCCAGACAGGCGUGAAUAUGUGGAAGCAACUAUAACAAAAAUUCAAGACUGCAGUCAAUACACUGUUGUGUUUGAUGAUGGGGAUAUUACAACAUUGAGAAGAUCUGCUUUGUGUUUGAAAAGCGGUCGACAUUUUAAUGAAAGUGAAACCUUAGAUCAAUUACCUUUAACUCAUCCUGAGCAUUUUGGAAAUCCUGUUAUUGGCGGACGUCGAGGAAGGAGAUCAAGGCAACUUGUUGAUGAUUCAUCUGAUGACGAUGCUGAUAGCUUGAGCACAAAAGAUGGAAAUAGCACUGAAAAGGAAGAGCACAUCGGCAAGGUUGUGUGUGUUGAAACUUCAGACACUAAAAAACGUAGUCCAAAAGAAACAUGGUUUCCAGGUUGGUUGUUGCCCCAACAGCGCAAGACACUGUUAGAAUUCGGGUGCGAGAUGAGUAUUUGGUGCGAUCAUUUAAGGAUGGCCGAUACUACACCGUUCCCAAAAAAGAAGCCACAGAAUUUACACGAGAAUUGGCAGCUCGUCAAGAUGGCCCAGCGGUGAUGGCUGCUCUGCAAUAUCUUGAUAA
This is a messenger RNA of Ctenocephalides felis (cat flea), 831 nucleotides long. Its product is annotated as AT-rich interactive domain-containing protein 4B-like. Gene Ontology annotation, cellular component: nucleus. Lineage: Eukaryota; Metazoa; Arthropoda; Insecta; Siphonaptera; Pulicidae. Gene Ontology annotation, molecular function: transcription cis-regulatory region binding. The transcript has 7 exons. The record is from RefSeq and is a predicted model, not a curated record. Bases 57 to 806 code for a protein of 249 amino acids. Gene Ontology annotation, biological process: regulation of transcription by RNA polymerase II.